AUGUCGGCCAAGUACCUGCUAUCGUUCGAGUCCCACCUGAGCAGUCUCAACAUGAUGGUCACUGAAGUAGGAGAUGGACAAUACACGCUCAUUUCACUAACCGACUGCGAGAUCAAGCUUGAAGUGCUUGAGUCAAUGUGGAACAAACUCUCUGAUGCUCACGACAAGCUUACCGGUUGCAGGGACAUCGACAUGUCCCACAACUACUUCAAAGAAGGACGAUACUCAAAAGCACUAAGUCGCUACGUCUUAGUCAAGUCGGCACUGAAGCGUUGCGUGGUCGAGCUUGAGCCACGUCCGGCGCCUCUCUCUCCGCACAAUCUCUCCCUACAUGCGCAAGCAACAACUGCUCGUCCAUUGCUGCUCACGAUUCAGCCUCCAACCUUCAACGGCGAACUACUCGAAUGGCAAUCAUUUAAGAACAAGUUCGCGUCGGUUGUCAACAAAGAAGGCGUCAGUGAAGUCGACAAAAUGCAUUAUCUCCUCCAGAGCUUGAAGGGUACCGCUUACUCCCUUGUUGCCAACGUGGAGAUCUCUGAGACUGCAUUCGCUACUGCUUGGCAGACCUUAAAUACAAGGUACGAGAAUAAACGCGUACUAAUCACCGCUCAGCUGAACAAACUAUUCAACAUCCCCCAGAUGGCGUCGCGCGCAAGCAAAGAAGUCAACAAUGUGAUCAACACAGUCAGUGAGGUUAUGAACGCUCUUGCUGCACUCGGGUCGCCAGUGGAGCAUUGGGAUCACUUCGUGGUACACUUUAUUACCCAAAAGCUCGAUCCUACGACACGAGAAGAUUGGGAACUUACUCUCGGAGCUGCGUCCGAAUUCCCGACCUACGAGCGCAUCAAAACGUUCCUCUUGUCCCGUGCACGAGCUCUCGAAGCCAUGGAAGGACGUCUCCCAGUAAAGCCACGUGAUCCCAAGGCGAACAAAAGGGCCUCCAGCAACGACAAGCCUCCUCACGGGUUCAAAAACUCCCCUGCGCAUGUCCAUGUAGCGAAUUCUCAACAAAGCGUCACUACGACUUCCGGGUCAUCCACUAACGCUAACUCUCCGCCUGGACCAAGUCCUGGACCUGCUACAAGACAUCAAAAUCCUUGCUCAUGUUGCGGUGAAGCGCAUUUCAUUGUCUCAUGUCCAUUGUACCGCAAUCUAACGCCUAACGAGCGUCAUCAGCGAGCAAUCUCCAAGUCAUUAUGCCUCAAUUGUCUUGGGACGCAUGCUCUGGAGAAUUGCCGUAGCAAAAAUUGCUGUCGUCACUGUAAUGCAGCACAUCAUUCCAUGCUACACGAUUCCACGCAUCUCUACGCUCCACCACCCAAAUCUAACGCUACGACGACUCUCUCGAGCCGUUUUCAAGGCUCUCAAACUAACGCAACUCCACGCUCACAACGCACGCUCUCGCCAACGUCUACUGCUGCAUCACUACUAUCAACGCAACAAUCACGCUCAUCUUAUUACUCAUCCUCACCAGAAAGACCUCUAGUGCUGCUAGCUACAGCCUACGCCUUUCUUAUUACGCCUACACAACGCCCGCAAGCAGUACGGCUUCUGAUUGAUCCAGGAUCCGAGUUGUCACUCAUCUCUCAGCACGUUACUCGCCUGUUGAACCUAUCAAGCUCUGAAUCACGGAUUCCAAUCAUUGGAGUCGGAAGUGUACCCUCUGGAUCUACCAAGGGUGCUGUUAAUAUUCUACUACGCUCAGCGCACUCUGACGAUCAAGUCACGCUGCACGCACACGUACUACCACACCUUACCGUUGAAUUGCCUCCAGUUGAUGUCUCACCUCAAUCGUGGCCUCAUAUUGCUGAUUUAGAGCUAGCGGAUCCUAAUUACGCAUCACCUGGCCGCAUUGACAUCCUCGUCGGAGCUGAUUCUUAUGGCGUGAUCAUGAAGCCGGGAAUCAGGACUGGAAGUCCCGGGCAGCCCAUUGCAAUCCAAACUAUAUUUGGGUGGGCAGUUCUGGGACCUAUCAAUUCGACAACGCUCGCAUCGCCUGCGCAUCAAGGCCUUCUCGUCACCAACUCUCAGCUUCAUGACCUCAUCGCGAGAUUCUGGGAGCUGGAAGACGUCUCAUCGUCAGGCAAGGAGUCUCUCAGUGCCGAAGAAGCAGAGUGUGAAGCUAACUAUAUGGCUACCCACUCGCGAGACAUCUCUGGGCGCUAUAUUGUACGCCUGCCUUUCAAAUCGAACGCGCCACCACUAGGGCACUCGAAGAGUAUCGCACAACGCGCAUUAACUCGCUUACUAAAACGCAUCUCAACUCAACCUGAGCUCCAGCAUCUCUACCAUGAGUCCCUCGACGAAUACGAGUCCCUGGGUCAUAUGCAGAAGGGCAAACCCUCAAACGCAGAAGCUGACGGUUAUUACUUGCCACAUCACGGUGUCAUGCGCAAUAACAAGAUCCGCGUGGUAUUUAAUGGCUCUUGCAAAUCAACUUCAGGCAACUCUCUCAAUGACUGUCUUCACGUAGGUCCCAAGACUCAGAACGACAUCUUCGACGUCCUCCUUUACGUACGGCGCCACCAGCUUAUCUUCACAACUGACGUAGAGAAGAUGUUUCGCCAAAUUCUGGUUCACCCAGAAGAUCAAAAAUUCCAACGCAUACUGUGGAUCAACGAGAACAAUCAAGUCCAGGACUUUGAUCUCUGCACGGUUACCUAUGGUACCACGUCAGCUCCUUACUUGGCUGGCCGUACUCUGCAAUAG
This is a messenger RNA of Microplitis demolitor, 2709 nucleotides long. RefSeq lists its product as uncharacterized. Bases 1 to 2709 code for a protein of 902 amino acids. The record is from RefSeq and is a predicted model, not a curated record. NCBI's taxonomy places the organism in Eukaryota, Metazoa, Arthropoda, Insecta, Hymenoptera, Braconidae. The transcript has 2 exons.